This is a messenger RNA of Apis laboriosa (Himalayan honeybee), 1583 nucleotides long. RefSeq names its product beta-1,3-galactosyltransferase 1-like. The coding region runs from base 322 to 1482 and encodes 386 amino acids. Gene Ontology annotation, molecular function: hexosyltransferase activity. The record is from RefSeq and is a predicted model, not a curated record. Gene Ontology annotation, cellular component: membrane. NCBI's taxonomy places the organism in Eukaryota, Metazoa, Arthropoda, Insecta, Hymenoptera, Apidae. The transcript is spliced from 5 exons.
UAAAAAAAUGUAUCGAGUGACAGAUCUAUUUUAUAUUUUAUAUGUGCUAUUAUAAACGAAAUAUUUUAUUUGUUAUCUAAUAAACAAUGAAAUUCAAGUAAUUAACACUAGAUGGAACUAUUCAUGUAAGAUCUGAUAAACCAUUUUGAUUUCUGUAUUCUCGAAAGCACGAAAAUCUGAAUUUUUCUAUUUUUAUAGUAUCUACUUUAAUGUGUCAUUAGAUUUCUGCGUUAUGUUUCGAUAAAUCGUAAGUGCAAUCUUACGAAAAAAGUAAAUGGAGUAUUAUCAAAUGCAGCGUAACAUUAUCAUUGCAUUUCAAAGAUGGACAAAUUGCAAUUAUUGCCAUUGGAAUUGCCAUCAACCACCAAUAUAAAUAAUGGAACAGUGAAAGGAAAAAUAUCAUUUGUUCGAAGAUUAGCAAUGGGAUUUGUGAUUCUGGCUACAUUAGGUUUAUUAUAUGUACCAGCAUAUCAUUCUGCCCAAGGUCCACUUUUAGGCUUAGGUGAGACUCCAUCUCCUGCAAAGCAUAUUGGUGUUUCACAUUUGGUAGCUUCAGUAGCACAGUUGCCAGGUUGGACAUAUAAUACUUCAAGAGAUCUUUCUGUAUAUAUUCAUCCAGAAAAUACAACUGCAGUUUUAAAUCCUAUUGGUAUAUGUUCUCCAUCACCAUAUCUUUUUAUAAUUAUUUGUUCAGCUGUUACAAAUAUCAAAGCACGAACAGCUAUAAGAAAUACAUGGGCUAAUAAAAAUAAUUUAGAUAAUAUAUAUAAUUCAUUUGUGAAAAUAGCAUUUCUUUUGGGUCAAAGUGACAAUGAUACACUUAAUAAUAUAAUAGCUGAAGAAAGUCACCAAUAUAAUGAUAUUAUUCAAGAAAAAUUUUAUGACACAUAUAACAAUCUUACAUUGAAAUCUGUAAUGAUGUUAAAAUGGAUAACAUCAAAUUGUGGUCAAGCAAAAUAUCUGAUGAAAACAGAUGAUGAUAUGUUUGUGAAUAUACCUACUUUAAUGAAAACCUUACAAUCAAGAUCACAAACUACUGAUAUAUUAUUAGGUUCUCUCAUUUGUAAUGCCAAACCUAUUUUAGAUCCAAAUAAUAAAUGGUACACACCAAAAUAUAUGUAUUCAGAGAGAAUAUACCCUAAUUAUUUAUCUGGUACAGGAUAUGUAAUGAGUUUAGAUGUGGCAUUUAAAUUAUAUCAUGCAGCAUUAAUAACACCAUUACUUCACUUGGAAGAUGUUUACAUUACUGGUCUUUGUGCAAAAUAUGCAAAAGUGCGACCUGUAAAUCAUCCUGGAUUUAGUUAUGUUCCACGUAAACUGGAUCCUUGUGUAUUAAGAAAUGCUAUUACAGCACACAAAGUGAAUGUGUCUAGUAUGUAUAUAAUAUGGAACAAAUUGAAUGAUACAAAUCUCUCUUGUAGCAAUCACACUCAUAUUGAUAAAAAAUCAGUUACAUUAAGUAGAAAUAGUAGAAAUAUUUGAUAUUACAUAAUAAAGAGAACUAUUAACAAAUGUGUUUAAAUUAAUUAAAGUUUUUUAAGCAUUAAAUAUGUUAUUUAUUAUUGAUUUAAUUACUUGUUAUA